This is a messenger RNA of Pieris brassicae (large cabbage white), 2852 nucleotides long. RefSeq names its product glycerol-3-phosphate acyltransferase 3 (gene Gpat4). The coding region runs from base 25 to 1464 and encodes 479 amino acids. Lineage: Eukaryota; Metazoa; Arthropoda; Insecta; Lepidoptera; Pieridae. Gene Ontology annotation, molecular function: glycerol-3-phosphate O-acyltransferase activity. Gene Ontology annotation, cellular component: endoplasmic reticulum. The record is from RefSeq and is a predicted model, not a curated record. Gene Ontology annotation, biological process: triglyceride biosynthetic process. The transcript is spliced from 10 exons.
UUCUAAUUUCUUUCAGUUUGCAAUAUGGCCGUGAUGAUGUCGUUCGUGUCGGUAGCCGUAUCUAUAUUGUACACGCCGUUUUUACUGUUAAUAUUGUGUAUUAUUUUCUUAGCAUCAAUUGGAAAAUCUUUGGGCGUAAGAAGACUCUAUGUGAACAUUUUACUGAAGCUUUUCGAGUAUGGACGUCAACACAUUGAAGUGGCCAAGAAGCUGCAGAGGAACGACAGUUCUGACGAAGAUGAAGAACCACCGACACCUGAUAAGCCGCCCUCAGCAAUCAUCAAAGAGAAUGGGAUUAAUGGUUGUACAAAGAUGAGUGUGAUAGAACGACAGGAGAUACUUGGUCCGUCGCCGGAACUCAACUACAAGAGAAGUCAGAGCCAGGAACGGCUGCAAAAUGGACAUACAAACGAUCUUAAUAAACCUGAGAAUAGCUUAGAAGUACAUCUCUCUCACUGUCUGGAUUUAGUGAAAGCUGGUAUGGAGUCAAUUAUUGAAGACCAGGUCACGUCGGUCUUUGAAGCUGAAGAAUUGAGGAGUUGGAACUUGCUAACUAGGACAAAUAGGCAAUACGAGUUUCUAACGUGGCGCCUGACAAUUAUAUGGGUGAUGGGGUUCGUCGUUCGAUACUUCUUUCUACUUCCACUUAGGAUUCUCGUAUUCUUCAUUGGUGUUUGGUGGCUGAUCAUCAGUACGGCGUUAAUAGGCACACUGCCGGACGGGGCGUUCAAACAACGCGUCAACAACACGAUGUCACUCAUGUGCUUCAACUUUCUGUCGCGGUGUAUCAGUGCGGUCAUAACCUACCAUAACGGGGAUAAAUAUAAGCCGAGAAGCGGGAUUUGCGUUGCGAAUCACACCAGUCCAAUUGAUGUGCUGGUCCUGAUGUGUGACAGUUCCUAUUCAUUGAUUGGACAGAGUCACGGUGGUUUCCUUGGUCUAUUGCAACGUGCGCUCGCUAGGGCUUCGCCCCACAUCUGGUUUGAACGCUCCGAGGUUAAGGAUCGCCACGCUGUCGCCACACGAUUAAAAGAGCACAUCUCGGUGCCGGACAAUCCGCCGAUACUUAUAUUUCCCGAGGGAACAUGCAUCAAUAAUACGUCAGUUAUGCAGUUCAAGAAAGGCAGCUUUGAGGUCGGAGGCACCAUUUAUCCAGUAGCCAUCAAAUAUGAUCCACGUUUCGGUGACGCAUUCUGGAAUAGUUCGAGAUAUGGUAUGCUGCAUUAUCUCCUGAAUAUGAUGAGUUCCUGGGCCAUUGUUUGCGAUGUAUGGUAUUUGCCGGCCAUGACGAGGAGGGAUGAUGAAAGCGCUGUGGAUUUCGCUAACCGUGUCAAAGCGGCCAUUGCGAGGCGUGGCGGAUUGGUCGAUCUUCAGUGGGACGGUCAGCUGAAGCGAAUGAAGGCAAAAAAAGAGUGGAGAGAACUACAGCAAGAGGAGUUUAGUAAGAGAUUAAAAGGGGAGUAGGAGGUGAUAUAUAUUUAGUGGAAAUUAAGUUUUCCCACUUGUGGGACGAAAAGACUGUCCUUGUGGGACGUGAAGUGGUAUCUUAUAAUGAAAAUUUGUUUUUUUAUUAUAUAAGGUAACAAAUAUACGAACACUGAUGUGCUACGCCCUGUCAGUUUAAUAAUAUUACGUCAAAUUAUUUUUUUUGUUUUUCGAAAUUUCUCGAUUGUUUGUCUACGAUUAAGUCCGAUAUAGUUGUAGCACGAAUGUUGCCACUUCACGUUGCACAACAUUUUUGGGGUGCGUUUAGAGAAUAUUAUUGGCCUGUGGCCUUUGUAAUGUCUAUACUCAUGGGUCGUAUAGUAGUGUUCAUAUAAAGUCGUUACGAUGUAAUUUGUCGGUACGACAUUAUCUGUCCGAUUUUUAUAGCAAGAGCAAAGGUAUUCCUCACUAUACAGUGUCAUACCUUGCCCGGAGUUAAAAUAUUCAGCCAAAAUGUUUUGUUGGGUUUUAUGGACGCCGAGGACACGAAUUUCCACUUGUAUCACCUCGACGUCCGUUGGUAGUCUUUACCGCGUACCACCAUGUGGAUCCAGAAGCUCACUGAAAUUAGACUUCAAGAAAAUACUACUAAAAAAAGUCGGCAACGCACUUGCGAGCUUUCUGGCAAUGUGAGUGUUGACGGCCUUUUGCCCUCUGUUCAAUAAAAGAUCUAUACGAUUUGUAUCAAACAGUUGUGAGUCUAAAUAUAUGCGCAAGAGACGUAAAAGCGUUACACAGUUUGAUAUGAUGUAGACUUUGAAUUUUACUCUAGAUUCAUGAGAAUUAUAUUAAUUUACGUAUUGCUAAUAACGGUAUAUAUUUAAUUUAAAAAUCGUUCCUAAAAUUUAAAAUUUUUAGUUAAAAAAUAUAUUAAAAAGCGGCAAAAAUUCAUUUAAGUAAGAGUCUGUUUCAUAUAAGUUCCAAAUAAGCUUUUUAUUACUUAUUGGUAGGAUCAACACUGUUGUUGCGUUGCAACUGUCACAGCGCAUACAUGAAAGUCCAUUAUAAGUUGAGUUCGAUGAAUCGCCAAGUUUUACUUUAAACUUUCAUCUUCCAAAUAGUUUGUGUUGCAUAUCUAUUUGGUACUUUGGUGAAACAGAGCCUAAGUCUGAAAUAUCGAAUUUGUUUAAUUUAAUCAACGAUUUAAAGAAGAAAAGGUUUUCAACUUUAAAGUUUGAAGUUAAGUUAUCAUCAAAAGCACGAUAUUAGACAAAUUGCAUUCAUUAAUAACGGAUGUUAUCUUAAUUUCGUACCUAAAACUUGAAUUAAUAAAUUAUAAAACACUUAAUAAAUAUCUUAUAAUAAUCAAAAGAAAUUCGAUUGAAAACGAGGACGCUUUCGAAGUGAUUCUAAAAAUGUAAAGGGCG